AGGGCUAGAGCCCUCAGGGUCACGGUCGUGCGCAGGGUCACGGUCGGGGCGGGGGGAGAGGGAGAGCCUUGAGCUCCGGGCAUUUGUGAAAUGGCCUGUGGUGCUGCGCUCACAUCCGCCCCAGCAGCGAGGGACGACUCUGCACAAAAUGUCUGAGAGAUAAGGGGCCUCCGACACCAUCUGGUCCGAUCCACACCUGGAUGAGAAUGGAAUUUUCUUUAGGACGUAUUCAACAAGUGGUCAUCAAGCCUUUUCUUGAAGAUUUCUAGUGAAAAAAGAAUCCACUACCUCCAGAAGCAGCGCAUUUAAUUUCUGGAUUCCUCUACUCCUUUAGGAGAUCUGCCUCUUUGUAGCUUCUUUCUCCUCAGACCUCCCACUCCCACUCCCUGUUUUAGUCUUUGGAGCCAAAGAGAACAAACCGAAGUCCCCUUCCUCCUGACAGCUCUUCAUGCCCCAUCUCCCCUCGGAGUCUUCUCUCCUCUAGGCUAAAUAUCACCAGUGCCUUCAGAUGAUCCUGAGCUAUGGAGCUAAAAUCCGUGCACCCCAUGCUCUGGUCAUGACAUUUCUCUUCAGAAGUGGAAGCCUAAAGGAGAAGCUCAAGGCAAUUGUUCAGGCCACCUACACGCAUUCCCGAAACCUGGCUUACUUUGUUUUUACCUACAAGGGCUUGUGUGCCUUGCAGUCCCGGGUCCAGGGACAGACCUUCCAGUUUCAUUCCUUCCUGGCAGCCUGUAUCGGUGGCUGGUUGGUUUUUGGAGAAAAUAAUAACAUCAACAGUCAGAUUAACAUGUACCUGCUGUCUCGAACCCUUUUUGGACUGGCCCGGCUAGCAGUUGAGAAAGGCUUCAUCCCAGAGCCAAAACAGGAUCCCUUUCCUUUGUUUUCUGCUAUCGUCUGGGGACUCGUCCUCUGGCUCUUUCAGUACCACAGACACACCCUUCAGCCAUCUCUGCAGUCCUCCAUGACAUACCUUUAUGAUGACAGCAAUGUGUGGCAUGACAUUUCUGAUUUCCUUAUUUGUAAUAAAAGCAGCUCUGGGAAAUAAUCCAUAGGCUUCAGGAAACUUGGAUAGUGGUAUGCUCUGGCAUGGCCAGGGUGAAAGUAGAUGACUUUUUUGUUGUUGUUCUAUCGUAAACCUAAAGGCUUUCAGAUCGGCUUUUACCAUCCUCUGAAUUAAUUUCUUGAUAAUUUUUUUAAACAAAUACUAUGCAACCUAUUGCCAUUUUUUCUAUUAGGUUUUUUUUUGGUCAACAGAAAUGUCCUGUGGAGACUAGAGAUGAUUUAUUUCAUUCUCUAGGGUUCAUUCAUGUUUAAUUUCAUUGGUAACAGGGGUCCUGAACCAUUUUACGAAGUUAAAAACUGUUUUUUUAGAAAAUUAAGGUACUUACUAUGUAAUGACAGGGAGCUAUUUAGACCACCAGUGGAAUACAAAUCUUUUUCAUUAAAAAAAAAAGUCACAACUCUAUUCAAAGGUAAUUAUGUAUGGAGGACACUUCUUUCCAUUACUUCAAAUGAUUUUACUGUAAAAGCACAGAUUUGGAAGGGGCCUUAGAAAUCAUCUAGUCCAAUCUCCCAUCGGAAUUCCUUCCACAGCCUCCCUGAGAAGUGGUCUAGCCUCCAACAUGAUUUUCCAAACAACUCCCCUGUGCAGUUUUUUCCUGUUUUAGAAGAAAGUAGUACUUCUCUAAGUAAGUCACUCACUGGUUUCUUUAGGAGUGAUUGUGUGUUUCUUUUGACUCAGACUGUGAAAACCCAUGUGUUUGUUAGUGAUGUUAUUUUUUUAGAGGCCAGUCAGUAAAAAUUGAGUUAGAAUUUCUUUCAUCCUAUCUUUCCUCCCUCCACUCCUAUGAAGUAUGUUUACAGGUUUAUGAGAGUCAGGUUUUCCAUCUGACUCUGUCCUUGAAUGGGGGGGAAUCAUCUUUUAGGGAACCAAAAGGAGUUUAAACUUAGACUUUGAAAUAAGAAUCUAUGUGUAUAAUUAUUUUCGCAAACCUGGUUUGCUUUGCACAAAGAAUAAAACAGAUGUACCUACAAACAAAUCAGAGAGUGCUAGACUGGGGCCAUUUGUGCACGUGAGGAGCUGAUGGGGACCUGGUCAUAAUUUUGCCUUCUCCAGGUAGUGGCAAGUCAGGAUUAGGAAAAACAAAACAAACAAAACAUCAACACAUUAAUGAGAAACCAAAGGGCAACAUCAAGAAGAGAACAGAAUGAAGCACAUAUUCAGCCAUCCAAGUCUUACCUCCUGCCAGUUUUCGCCGUGCGGGCCAUAGAGACUGUGUGCCCUACUGCAUUCAUGAUUCCUGAUUCUAAUAGCGCAGGUCAAUUACAGUAUCCAUCACCUUCCCUCUUACUAGGAGGCCAGUUUUCCUGGAUUAGACCUCUUCUGCAGCAGUAGUCUGUGGUUGUACUGAGUCCUGUCGGGGCUUACAUCCUUUCCAGCCUCAGACUAGAAUGCUAAAGAGAAUUUUCUCUUGUUUCUAGGCUUUUUUAGACAGCUUUCAUAAGACUCUUUCCAUUAAAUGACUUUUAAACUGCAACAUUUUUACCCAGACUUACCUUUUAUCUUCCCCCUAGCCCCCUUUUUUCCUUUAAGCUUCUGUUACUUUGGGUCUGACUUUUUGGGCCUUGGGAAGGGUCAUGAAGGGCCUCCACUAGACUUGAGUUGAGUUUUUAGACCUGUUCCUAGUCCUGUGACUUUGAGAAGUCACUUCCUUUUUCUUAAUUUCUCUUCCCUCAUUUGGCAAAUGGGAUUAAUGUGUUCUUCCAGGGCUGUUGUUGAGCUCACCUGAGACAAUGUAUGUGGAAAUACUCUGUCAGUUGUAAUGUUAUUUUAAUGUAAAGAGUCAUUGUUAUUGUUGUUAUUUUUGUUGGGACCUGUAGUUUAUCAGUGUAGGAACUCCUGUUGUGGAAACUCCUUCCACCCAUGCAGAUCGGGAACUAAUUUGUGAUCUGUAAUUUCAGGGUACUGAGAAAUUAAGUGGUCCUAUAAACAGUUUUUGUCAGGUAGGUUUUCCUGACUCCAAAACCAGCUUUCUAUCAUGCCAUGCUGCCUCCCAUCAUUAUUUUAAUGGUUCUAGUUUUUAUUGUUGUUAAUCAUCAAAUUUGCAGAUACAAAUUUAAAACUGACUUUGUGCCAGGCACUGUACCAUCUGUGGUGCCUGUCUCUCUAAUCAGAUGAUGCUCAGAGAUCCUACAUAAUUGACUGUUGGGUACUUAAAAGAGUUAAAAGAAAAAUCAGUCACGGUUGAUGCCCUUUUGGGUGAAAGAAAAGUCUAUUUGGGGCUUCUCCAAUGGGAAUCUCUUCAAUUUGAGAUUGGUUUGAAAUAGAUGACUCCCCAUUGGGGAAGUAUUCCCAAAUGGGCUUUCAUUGGGAAGGCUCUUCUGCUAUGUAUAAAUGUUGCAAUUUUGAUGUUUUUUCUCUGCCCCUCUCCCCCAUCUCUCAUGGAUGUUUUGAAGUCUAGAAAGAACCAGGAUUUAGGUUGACUCCUUCCUAGAAUGUAAAAUCAUCCAAUGACUAAUCUGAAAAUCACCAUCGGCUCAUAGUUUUUCAUGUAUUUUGUUCUCUUUGGCAAAUUUUACUUAGUUUUUGUAAAAAAUAAAAAUUCCUUUUGACCUCCA
Messenger RNA from Phascolarctos cinereus (koala), 3618 nucleotides. RefSeq names its product peroxisomal membrane protein 4 (gene PXMP4). Lineage: Eukaryota; Metazoa; Chordata; Mammalia; Diprotodontia; Phascolarctidae. Gene Ontology annotation, cellular component: peroxisomal membrane. The record is from RefSeq and is a predicted model, not a curated record.